Messenger RNA from Microthlaspi erraticum, 1254 nucleotides. The record is from the annotation of a GenBank genome assembly. NCBI's taxonomy places the organism in Eukaryota, Viridiplantae, Streptophyta, Magnoliopsida, Brassicales, Brassicaceae.
AUGAUAACCAUCUCAAGAUCCGACCCGCGCCGCCUUUUUUGGGGGCUCUUAGCUUCCUCGUUCACGGCGUCGACGAUGAAACGAUCCGUUCGGCCUCUCUUCAGCGCUCUCUUCUUCGGCUUCCUCGCCGCCACACUCAUCUGCAGAGUCGCGAUUCGCCGGAGAAGCUUCUCCUUCAGCUCCGCCAUAGCUGAGCUCGGCAACUCCGGCCUCAUGACGGAGGAACUCGUAUUCAACGAGACACUGCUCGAAUUCGCCGCCAUUGAUCCCGGCGAGCCCAAAUUCAAGCAGGAGGUCGAUCUGAUUUCCGAUUACGACAACACUCGGAGAAGCCACCGCCGCUAUUUCAGCUCCAUGUCAAGGCCGAUCGACGGCCGCCGCCGUGGAAACCGUAACGACAUCACUUCCAAUUUCCCGGUAACGCUUCGCUCCCCUCAGGUAUAUCGUUACUGGUCAGAAUUCAGGAGAAAUCUACAGCUCUGGGCUCGUAGAAAAGCUUACGAACCCGAUAUCAUGCUAGAUUUGGUCAGACUGGUCAAAAUUCCGAUCGAUUCUCACUCCAUUUCGAGUAAAAGAUAUUCAUCUUGCGCCGUAGUUGGGAAUAGCGGCACAUUGCUUAAUCGCCAAUACGGAGAUCUCAUAGAUAAACACGAGAUUGUGAUCCGCAUGAACAAUGCCAAAACGCAGAGGUUCGAGAAGAAGGUGGGAUCCAAAACGAACAUAUCAUUCAUAAACAGCAACAUUUUGAAUCAGUGUGCGAGAAAGGAAAGCUGCAAUUGCCAUCCGUAUGGAGAAACAGUGCCUAUCGUCAUGUACAUUUGCCAGCCGAUUCACGUUUUGGAUUACACAGUUUGCAAACGCUCUCACCGAGCUCCUCUGGUUAUCACGGAUCCGAGAUUCGAUGUCCUCUGUGCUAGGAUCGUCAAGUAUUACUCGGUGAAGAGGUUCUUGGAAGAGAAGACAGCGAAAGGGUUUAAAGAUUGGAGUAAAGAUCACGAAGGCUCCUUGUUUCACUACUCGUCGGGUAUGCAGGCUGUGAUGCUUGCGGUUGGAGUUUGUGAGAAAGUUAGCGUUUUCGGGUUUGGGAAGAUGAAUUCGAGCAAGCACCAUUACCAUACUAAUCAGAAAGCAGAGCUUAAGCUUCAUGACUAUGAAGCGGAGUAUAAACUGUAUCGCGACUUGGAAUACAAUCCCAGGGCCAUUCCCUUCUUGCCGAAAGCAUUCAAGAUCCCUUUGGUUAAAGUUUACCAUUGA